AAGCUGCGUCGUCAUCUACAACGGAAACACCUGCAUCAAUUUUCUUACUACUUCCCGCUCCCUUUCUUCCACCACUAUCGAUACCAUUGCCUGCCGCUGUCCACCGUUCCCGCCGUUUUCUGUUUUCUUGGCCUCAUUUACACUGUCAUCGUCGCUACCGAGGUGCCUACUCGUCUCUCCCCCCCCCUUCGGUCCGUCCUCAGGGACCUACCCAGCCCUUCGUCCCCAACGACCUUCUCUCCAAGCGCCCGUCCUGAAUGCGAGCACGCGCUUAAUCCCACCAUGUAUUCGAAUACCAAUUCCUUCGUCGGCGGCAACAACUUGCGCCCGGGCCAGCAGCAGUAUGGCAACGCAUUCGGCAUGGGGGCUGGCCCGGGUCAACAACCUCAACCCACGCAGCCAGGCACGUUCGCACCGCAGCCGACCGGGUUCGCUCAGGGCCCCUUAACUCAGCAGUAUACCGGCUUCCCAGGUGCGCAGGGCAUGCAGCCGCAGCACACCGGCAUGCCUUCUCAACAGUCGUCCAUGGGCCUUCAGCCUCAGUACACCGGCUUCCCCGGCCAGGCUCUGCCGCAACAGAGCUACCAAACGACCGCGCCCCCCGUGCCUCAGAUCCCCUCGCAGUUCCAGACCCAGGCCGGCCACCAACAACCGCCCCAGAACAAUGCGUUCCUGGCUCCGUCUACCCAGGCUGGCCCCUCUAUAUCCGCGCCGGCAUCGGCGGCGAUCACCGCCCAGCCGACUGGUUUCAGCGCCAUGGCGGCUUCCUUCAAAGCGAGCGGUGCUGCCGACCCUCAGCCGAGUGCUCAAGGCGCGCAUAAGCCCGCUAACAAGAUCCCCAACAUCCGAUUGUCCUUCAUAACGGCCCAGGAUCAAUCCAAGUUCGAGACCCUGUUCAAGUCGGCCGUGGGUGACGGCAUGACUAUGUCCGGAGAGAAGGCUCGAGACUUGCUCUUGAGAUCUAGGCUGGAUGGCGAUUCGCUAUCCCACAUUUGGACUCUCGCCGACACCACUCGAUCAGGCGAGUUACAUUUUCCCGAGUUUGCGCUAGCUAUGUACCUGUGCAACCUCAAGCUCGUGGGCAAAUCGCUUCCCGGCAGUUUGCCGGACCACAUCAAAAACGAGGUUUCGAGCAUGGUCGACAUCAUCAACUUUAGUAUCGCCGACGAUGGCCCCGGUUCCGCAGCCGCGACCAACGCGCCCGACUUCACCAGGCAGAAUACUUCCACUCCGCCAGUCAUACAACAUCCCCAGCCCUUACCUUCGAAUACCCAGUUGCUCCAGGCGCAGAUGACGGGUUUUCCAGGACAGCCGACAGGAUUCGCGGGUCAGACACUACAGCCUCAGCAGACCGGCUUUCCCGGCGGCCUGAACAAUCCGCAGCCUACUGGUUACAAUGGCCCUUUGCCUCCUUUGCCUCCGAUGCCCACCGGCUUUCCGGGGGGUCUUUCUCCUACCGGUAUAGCCCCUCUCAAUGCGCAACCGACCGGUAAACCCGGCCAGUGGGGUCUAGUAAACGCACCUGCAUCCGGCCUCCCCAACAUAGACGCAUUGCAAGCUCGAAUGAUGCCGCAGGCCGGUCGCGAGCAGCAGAGCUACACCACCGCCGGUCUGUCCGGCAAUGCAGUAAUCCCCUGGGCGAUCACCAAGGAUGAGAAGACGCGUUACGAUCAACUAUUCAAGGCAUGGGACGGCCUGGGCAAGGGCUUUAUCGGAGGAGACCAAGCGAUCGAGAUCUUCGGCCAGAGCGGUCUCGAGAAGGCCGAUCUCGAACGAAUCUGGACCCUAUCUGACAACGGAAACAAGGGUAAGCUGAACCUCGACGAGUUCGCCGUAGCCAUGCAUCUCAUCUACCGAAAACUAAACGGAUACCCCAUUCCCAAUACCCUACCACCCGAACUUGUCCCGCCGUCUACCCGCAAUCUCACCGAGUCCCUCGGCACCAUCAAGUCCCUGCUAAGCCAGGAGUCCGACUUCCGAAAGUCUUCUGGCGCCGACUUGCUACCUCAAAAAACGGGAGUGAGUUACUUAAAGAGUCACUCGUUCAGAGGAACCACUGGCGGGCUCAGUGCUGGGCGUAAGGACGCGACAGUGUUCAAAAACAACGACGACGUCGGGUACAGAUCGAGCGCGCGGCGUCGUAUCGGCAAUUCCUCACCUCGGCCCGAAUCGCCAGCUUCCGUGGCGUCUAACGAGGAACUCUCUAUCGAUCAGCUAAAGAAGAAGAUUCGGGAGAAGCAGGUCCUCUUGGAUGCUAUGGACUUCAAGGACGAGGCCGCGGCGGAGGAGGACGACAUUCUCGACAGGCGCGACAGGCGCGAGGCCGAAGAGCUGUAUCGCCGCAUUCGGCGGAUUCAGGAUGACAUUGACGCUCAUCCCGACGCGGCACUGGCGAGCGGUGACUCGGAAGCCGAGCGUCGAGCUCUAAAACGCCAGCUGCAAAACCUGACCGACAAAAUUCCCGAGCUGGCAUCCCAGGUCCGGAAGACUGAAAAGGCUAUUUCGGACGCGAAACUGGAACUCUUCCGUCUCCGGGACGCGAAAGCCCACCCCGGAAGCGCUUCUAACAUAAUCGGCACCGGGCCAGGUGGCUCAAUUACAGAAUCGGACCGCCUCAAGGCUAGAGCCAAGGCUAUGAUGCAGCAGAGAACUGCUGCCUUGACUGGCAAGAAGAUCGACGCCGGUGGCGAUGACGGGGAUGCGCAGAAGCGACUGGAAGAAGAGAGUCUCAAGAUCCGGACCGAGAAAGAGAACAAUGAGCGCAUGGUCCGCGACGUCGAGGAAAGCGUCCGAGAAUUCUCCCGAGGCAUCGAAGACAACCUUAAGGAAGGCGGCCAGAGUUCGGCGGACGAACACGAGAGGAGACGCUGGGAAGACGCCCUCGGCGUUGAGGAUGAGGUUCGAGAUUUCAUCUUCGACCUUCAGCGUUCGAGCCGGGCAGCCAGAGUCAGAGCCCAGGACCGCAAGGGAGGGCGAACUAGCACAGCGGAACCUGUUAAGGCGGAGGCGCCGCCAAUCCGAUACGAAAGUCCUGCGUCGGCAUCUCGCACUGCUACUCCCUCAACCUCUCAGUCCCCCGCACCUAGCGGCGGGUCGUACUCGGCGUAUAAGACGCCAGAGGAGAGAGCCGCUUUCAUUAAGCAGCAGGCAGAGCAACGCAUGGCUGAGCGCCUAGCGGCUCUCGGUAUCAAGGCCCCGUCCAAGCCGGGAGAGACCCCGGCCCAGCGGAUAGAGCGCGAAAGGGCAGAACGGGCGGCCAAGCUUCGACAAGCGGAGGAGGAGGACGCGCGACGGGAAGCGGAGCGGCAGGCCAGAAUCGCUGAGGAACAGGGCGUGCCCCCUCCUGCUCCCAAGGUAGACGCCAAGAAACCUCCCCCGCCUCCUACGCGGAAAGGUGGAAAGCAUGACGAUGUCGCAAAGAAGGCCGAAGAAGAGGAAGCAUCCAGGAAGGCUGAGGAGGAACGUUUGUCAAGGGAGCACGAAGAACAACGACGAGCUACCCAGCAGAUGGAGGAUGCGGCUAGGAAGCAGGAAGAUGCGCUUGCAAAAGAGCGUGACGCGGCUUCGGCCCGCCUGAAGGCUUUGGAAGAGCAAGUUCGACAAGGCAAAUUGAAGAAGGAGGAGGAGAAGAAGAAAAAGAAGGCAGCACUGGCCGAAGCAAAAGAGAAGGAGGCUAAGCUUGCUGCCCAACGCGCCGAGAUCGAGUCUGCGCGCCAACGAGAGCUAGAGCUUCAGCGACAGCUCGCAGCAAUGGAAGAGGAUUCGUCGUCAGAAGACGAGGAGGGCCCGCAGCAAAUCACUCCCCAAGCAUCCACCCCGACACUCGGUAGCAGCCAAUUGGGCAGUCAGGAACUGGAACGCAAGGCCACGCCACCUCCCGCACCCGCUCCUGCGCCGCCAGCGGCGUCCACUCCUUCAGCCGUUGCCAGCCCGCCGUCCGAAACGGAAAGCCGUAAUCCCUACCGGCGGAUGCUGUCCCAAUCUUCGGAUUCUCCGGUAGCGCCUUCGACCUCGGCUCCCGCUGCUACGACCCCUGCUCCUCCACCCACCGCGCCUGCGGCGGACGUCUCUACCAACAACCCGUUCUAUCGGAUGACCCAAGACGCUAAGCCGGCCGUUUCGGUAGUGCCGCCUUCUCGGAGACGACCCGACACCGAUGACGAGUGGGGCUCUGGCAACGAGGAAGAUGACGACGACUCGGACGACGACCGCCCCGCCGCAGGUGCCGCACAGCUCGCCUCGCUGCUCUUCGGCUCUAUGGGCCCUCCUCGACCACUAUCAGCCACGGGCGACAAGUCUGCCCAGGCUUCCCCGGCUCUAGCCUCGGCACCCUUCAGCCCGCCCCCGCCCAUAGCAUCGCCUCACGAAGAUGGCGCACCAGCCGCGCCCCCGCCCCCGCCGCCAAUGCCGAACACCGGCUCGCCAGCUCCGCCGCCUCCGCCACCGCCAAUGCCUGAUUUCGGGGCAGGUGCCCCCACCUCUAUGCCACCGCCCCCGCCGCCGAUUCCCGGUGGGGUUCCACCUCCUCCACCACCCCCACCGCCCGCGGGUGACCCGCCGUCAAGCGGCGGCGGGGGCAGACCGUCCGGCUUCCUAAGCGAAAUCCACAUGGGCAAGGCGCUAAGGAAGACGCAGACGAAGGACAGGAGUGGCGCGGGCGUGGCUGGUCGGGUUUUGGGCUAGGGUGACAAAGCUAGACGGGCCUUCUCGUCUGCCGGAAGGGGGCGAAGUGCGACCGAACCGUAAUGUUUAGGACGGUGGGAGGGAGAGUGGGGAGCAUGGGAAAGAUUUGUUGUUCGAAGCACGAAGAGGGAGAUAGAGAAAGAUACGUACGUCAUAUAUGCUGUUGCUGCCGCUGUUGCUGCCGCUGCUGCUACCGCUGCUGCUAGGCUGCCAGACACAGUGGCCGGGUUGGGACGAAAUGCGCUUCGGAUCGAGGUAGAUUGUACGUAUGAGGGCGCGGUGCGAGGUGUAAUGUAGGGUGUAGUCCAGUAAUACUGCUGCUACUGAUUCCAUGGUGCGUAUGUGUGUGUGUGUGUGUGUGUGUGUGUGUGUGUGUG
Molecule: messenger RNA, 5060 nt
Organism: Durotheca rogersii
Lineage: Eukaryota; Fungi; Ascomycota; Sordariomycetes; Xylariales; Xylariaceae
Exons: 3
Coding region: 283-4683 (1466 amino acids)
Biological process (GO): endocytosis; endosomal transport
Cellular component (GO): plasma membrane; cytoplasm
Molecular function (GO): calcium ion binding; protein binding
Source: RefSeq, a predicted model, not a curated record